This is a messenger RNA of Pelmatolapia mariae (spotted tilapia), 4151 nucleotides long. It is a transcript of the gene gimapl, whose product is annotated as GTPase IMAP family member 9. Gene Ontology annotation, molecular function: GTP binding. NCBI's taxonomy places the organism in Eukaryota, Metazoa, Chordata, Actinopteri, Cichliformes, Cichlidae. The record is from RefSeq and is a predicted model, not a curated record. The transcript has 3 exons. Bases 84 to 887 code for a protein of 267 amino acids.
UCCGGUAACUUCUGUCAUCAAGUAUUCCGGCGAACUAGCCGCCCAAAGACAAACUAAGACCACAAUUCGGAAUUUAACGGAACAUGGAAGCGAAUAAACCAGUUCAGACCUCAGCUGGACAAACCUCUGGACCAGACGAGGUGGCCAGAAAGGCAGGAGCUGAAGCCAAGGAGGCCAACCGCCUGGAUGAAGUUCGUCUGGUGGUGUUGGGAUGGAGGUGGCCGGGGAAGAGCUUGACAGGCAACACCAUCUUAGGCAGAGAGGAGUUUCAUUUAGAGCGAGCUGCUGAGUUCUGUGUUACGAGGCAGACGGAGGUGCAGGGACGACAGGUGACAGUGGUGGAUACGCCAGGAUGGUUCUCUUCCCAGGAUACUCCGCCUUCCUAUAAACAGGAGUUAGUCAGGGGAGCCUCUCUUUGCCCUCCAGGUCCACACGCCUUCUUGCUCGUCAUCCCUGUUGGCAUGUUCACCGAGGUGGACCGUGGUCGCAUUGAGGAACACGUGAGCCUCUUUGGGGAGGAUGUGUGGAGGCAUACAAUUGUGGUGUUCACCUGGGCGGAUGUGUUGAAGAAAAUCUCCAUCGAGAGGUACAUUCGUAGGGAGGGUAAAGAUCUGCAGUGGGUGCUGGAGAAAUGCAAGCGGAGGUACUUUGUUAUUAACAACUGCAUAUUUGGGGAGAAUCCCCAAGUGGGACACUUAAUAGAGAAGGUGGAGAAGAUGGUGGCAAAAGAGGGUGGGCACUACAAUCCAGAGGAGGCGAAGGAGAAGAAACCUGUAGAUGAGAACCGGAAUUCGUCCAAGGAGGCAGAGGAGCUGGGAGCCCAGCCCAAACAAAACUCUGGAGUGGGUUUGUCAAAAGCCAGAGAGGUGGAGGCGCUUUCAAAUUAACGAGACAUUCAUGGCUGACGGAGCCUCUAACCCACGACUAACGAAGCCUCUUCCUUACUGAUCUGAUGGAAAAGCUGCUGGUGUGUUGAGAGGAAAAAAUGGUAAAAAAAUACCAAAACAACUGAAAUGUUACUGAAUGUAAAAAUCAAUGUGAUAUAUUUAUUUUAUUUUUUUAAUCAGUCGUGGACAUUUUUAAGGAGCUCACUGUGAUAUAGGAGGCCUUUAAGCCCUUUAGUUCAUGUUGUCCAGAGACUUACUGUCCCGCUUUUACCCAGAAUUAAUUCUGGUUAAUCUUACUAGGUUUGCAAUACGGUCUUGUGGGGGGUGGUGUGAUGAAAUCUCAAACAGAAACACAAGUUGUUACAUAGAUAUUGCCAAAUGUAGUGUGUACACUCCUUACCGGAUACCAAUGGCAGAGCUGCACUACUAAAUUGUCCCUGUAAUAUCCUGUUGAUGACUGGUGAGGGGAAAUUCUUUGCAAAUAAUUCCCAUUUGUUGUGACCAAACUGUAAAUGCGUUUCUAAUGUUGCAUUAUUACACACACAGGUGUACAUAUUUAAGGCACUUGAGCAGUUACUGUUUUUUUGUUUUGUUUUGUUUUUUUUGUUUUGUUUUGAUGUGUUGCCUUAAAGCAGUGAUGUUUGUUUUAAAUCGAUCUUUUAGAUGAUUAUCUUGUUGCAGAAGGAUAACUUAAAGGAAAGAACAACUAUUACUCAAUAUGCAGGAAACUGAGGUUUUGGUUUAAAUCAUUUUCCAGCAAAAUAUGAAUUUUAAGUCUUCAGUGGUUAAUUAUCUCAUAGCAAAUUCAGUGUCUUUGGGUUUGGGAAAAAGAUUCGAUUUCAAGGUGUUUCCUUUGUUUCUUAUAGAUUUAAGAUGAUGUUUCCAAUAAUCUGAGAGUACAGAAAAAGUAGGUCAAACUGACUACCAAAACCCGGGUCAAACCACUUGAGGUAGUCUUGAGGAGUUUGCAGUUUCGCCAGAAGUUAAGACAUAGACAUUUGUUGCCUUUGAGAUGAUGGUUUCAAAGACAGGGACCAGAUCUGCAACUGCUCACAGUUAGUUGCUGUCCUCAAAGCAUCUUCCUUACAUUUUCCUAACUGCUUAUCCAGUUCAGGGUUUCGGGGGAGGCUGGGGUUUAUCCCAGCUGCUACGUACAGUUUGGAAAUAAUUAUUUGAUCCACUGCUGAAUUUGUAAGUUUGCUGACUGGUUUGAGGUCUGGAGACUGGCUAAGCCACUCCAUGGACCUUAAAGUGCUUCUUCUUUAGUUACUUCUUUGUUGCUUUGGUUUUGGGUCAUUGUCAUCCAAGACCCAUCUUCAGUGUUCUGGCUGAGGGAAGGAGGUUCUCGUCCAAUAUUUUAUCGUACUUGGCCCCAUCCAUCGGCCGAUCAAUGCAGUGAAAUCAUCCUGUAUGCAUAGCAGAAGAACAGCCCCAAAGCAUAAUGCUUCCCCCUCUGUGCUUUACUGUGGGAAUCAUGUUCUUUGGGCCAUACUUGGCAUUUCUCUUCCUCCAAGCACGGCAGGUCGAGUUGAUGCCAAAGAGCUCCAUUUUGGUUUCAUCUGACCACAGCACCUUCUUCCAAGCCUUCUCUGAAUCGUUUAAUUGUUAACUGGCAAACUUUAGACGGGCCUGUACCCUGCGGGUGCUGCAAGAUUUCAAUCCAUUAUGGUGUAAUGUGUUACCAACAGGCUUUCAGAUUCAUCAGGGGAUGAAAUAAUCAUUUCCUCCCCGUACAUUUGACUUUGGGAUGAAACUCAUGCAGACACAGGGAGCACAUGCAAACUCAUGCAAAGAACAGUCCCAGCCAAAUGGUGCUAACUACUACACCAUGCUGCUUACUGAAAGAAAAUGCUGACUUGUUUCCUCAGAUGUUUUAUUUUGUGCCUUAAGGAUAUAAACAGUGAUUUGGAAGUUCAGACUGUAAACAUAACUUUUGUUUGUUUACAGGAAAACCCCUCAGGGCACAGUUGUCUUUUUUUUUUUUUUGCAGAAAAACACAGCCUGGUUCCAGCAGGGUGUACAAGCAUGAUGUAAGAUUCCCACCUCUUUGUUUUCUAUGGCUGCUUAGUGGGAGAUUGUAGUACUAUAGGUAGGACUACAUUGAUUCAUAAUGUAGGCAGGCCACUUUAUUAAGUGAUCUUUUGAGACUCAUUUAGUACCUUUUCAAGGUGAUCUUAACAGGAUAGAGUCAGCUGUUCCAUACAGACAUUUAAAUCUUCUUUGAGUAGACGUAUAACUGCUUUUAUAGUCCACAAACUUUACCUGAGUCACCCCUGGGUUUAGGCCUUGAAGCUGCCAGCCUGCCUGUAUUUACUGGAACCUGAGGGGACGGGCACAAACAGAUGCACACAGCACAGAUAUUGGCCUUAAAUAUGUCCAUUCUCUUUUUUUUUUUUUUUUUUUUUUUUAGGAUUGAUAGAUUUACUUUGGAUUAACCUUCAUGCUGUUAGGUAUUACCAGAGAAAGUUUUAGUUUCAAAGUUGGCCUUCAAUCUUUAAUUUUCUUUAAAUGUCAGGGGUCAGUCGUCACUUCUGGCUAUAAAUGAGGAGCUUGAGCGAGAUAGAAAACCAUCAAGACCACAAUAUUAACCAACUGAAAUAAAGCCAUUUAUCUGUAUAUACUUCAAGUCCUUUGUAUUUAUUUAUAGUAAUGAAUGAGUACAAUAAAAAAUAACCACACUCUCAGAUAUACACUAUACCUGUUUAAUCCAGUUUGGGACAAUACUGACGUGUUGGUUGAAGUUUAAUGCUGAAACCUGAGAUGUACAACAGAUCUGCUGGCAACCAAUCGUAAACAAGCACCUGAGGAGUAGAGAUUACUGAUAGGUCAUGCUAGCACAGUCAGAUGCAGGCACUGCUACAGAUGUGUGUCACUCUUGAUUUACUGUCUCUUAUGUAAAGAAAAAAACAUGUCAACACCAAUGAGUACAUGAUUUUUAAAAAAUUAUUAAAAAAAAAAAAAACCUGACUUAGUACAAAUACAUGGUUGUAUGUAUGUAUGCAUACACAGGAUGCUGUAAGAAUCUCCCGAGGCAUGAAAUCCACCUUUGUAGCAGUUCUUCUGGAUGCUUUGAUCCUGUUUGAUCUCAGAUGCAUUUCUCAGUUAAGCAUGUGAAUCCAGUUACUCCUAAGUAAUUCAUGGACGAAGAGUCACCUCUCUAUACUUUGCACUCCUGUUACACUAUAUGGAAUCAGCUGUAAUUAAACUGGCGUUACUUCAAUGAGAGCUACAAUGUCUGUUUUUUCUGUCAAAUAAAUGUAUAUA